Molecule: messenger RNA, 1026 nt
Organism: Aspergillus alliaceus
Lineage: Eukaryota; Fungi; Ascomycota; Eurotiomycetes; Eurotiales; Aspergillaceae
Product: SANT/Myb-like DNA-binding domain-containing protein
Exons: 2
Coding region: 1-1026 (341 amino acids)
Source: RefSeq, a predicted model, not a curated record
AUGGACGCUGUAGAGGCGACAACCAAGCCCUCACAGCAGAACGUCAUCCGGAACGGUAAAUGGCUCCCCGCUGAAGAUGCACGUCUUCGCGAGGCAGUCGCUGCGCACGGUACUCGAUGGAUCAUCGUGGCAUCGGUGGUUGGAACUCGCAACGGUGACCAGUGUGCAAAACGGUGGAAUGAGAAUUUGAAUCCAGAGCUGGAUCACAGUCCAUGGACACCAGAGGAGGAUGCUUGCCUCCUCGACCUUGUUGAAGUCUACGGCCACAACUGGAAAUUCAUGGCCAACUAUUUCCUCGAGGCACGUGCACCAUCAGCGCUGAAGAACCGAUACUCACUGCUGAUGCGACGCCUCAAACGCCAGGGGAACGGGCAAGAUCAAGCAGUAAACGCUGGACGUGGCCGUGGGUCCCGAUCCACUGCUCGCCCGCGCGUGUUCAGCAGGAGCCCAUCGCCAUUUCCCAUGAGUCCGGUCGAUCCGACCAACGUUUUGGUGGGUGGGGAUCCUCCGCACAGCCAUCCCCUGGAUCUGAUGCCCACCAGUGCCGCUGUGGGUACCUUCCCGCCCCUCACUUUCGGUGCCACUGAUGCCAUGGGAAACGUGGGCCUGCAAGGGCCGGUGGACACAGUGUCCGAAACAGCCAUUGCCACGUUGGGCGACACGGACCUCGUCUGGCGGCAACCUCCGUGGUUGGGGGAUGGGAUGGAGCUCGACGGCGGGAUUUUGAGUACGGGGACGGAAGGGGAGCCGAACAGUUUGAUUGCGAUGUUGGUGUCGGAUGACUUCGCUGAUGGCCAGGACGCGAAGAGUACCGCUUGCAAGGGGAAUCUGCACUACGCGACAUCCUCGGUCAGUGAGGACAGCAGUGGUGUGUCGGUGGCUGCGUCGGUCGAGUACUCGGUUACUUGCCAGCGAGGGAGAGCUAGGUCGCUGGUGAAUCAACUGGUCGAUGCGGCCAUGUCGGAGUGUUUGGACAGGACGUCGGAAGAGGACAAGGUGACGCUGACAUUGCAGGUAAAGGUGUGA